Morus notabilis is the source of this 1518-nucleotide messenger RNA. Its product is annotated as cytochrome P450 71B37. NCBI's taxonomy places the organism in Eukaryota, Viridiplantae, Streptophyta, Magnoliopsida, Rosales, Moraceae. The transcript has 2 exons. Bases 1 to 1518 code for a protein of 505 amino acids. The record is from RefSeq and is a predicted model, not a curated record. Gene Ontology annotation, molecular function: heme binding; iron ion binding; monooxygenase activity.
AUGGCCGUUGAUGUGCACCAAGUUUGGCUUCUCUCUCUCCUGCUUCUCCUCCUACUGCUUCUCAUGAAAAAGAAAAUUUCCAAUAAACAAAACAAGAACCUUCCUCCAAGCCCUCCCAAGCUUCCUUUCAUAGGCCAUUUACACCAGCUUGGUCCAUUGCCUCACCAAUCUUUGUGGCAACUUUCCAAGAAAUAUGGCCCGGUUAUGCUUCUUCGACUUGGCUACUUGCCAACCGUUAUAAUAUCCUCCGCCGAGGCUGCGAAAGUAGUCCUCAAGACUCAUGAUCUCAGCAGCUGCAGCCGACCUCCAUUACAUGGCCCUCGGAGACUAACAUACAAUUUUCGAGACUUGGCAUUUGCGCCUUACGGUGAAUAUUGGAGGGAGAUAAGGAAAAUAUGUGUUCUUGAGCUUUUCAGCGUGAGGAGGGUCCAGUCAUAUUGGUCAGUAAGGGAAGAAGAAAUUACUAGGCUGAUCAACUCGAUAUCUCAUCACGCGUCUUCUUCUUCUCCUGUUGAUCUUACUGAGAAGUUGUUUGCUCUUACCGCUGGUAUGAUUUUCAGGAUUGCUUUUGGAACAAGUUUCCAAGGGAGUGACUUUAAUCACACAAGAUUUAAUGAAGUGGUCCAAGCCGUUGAGGCCACUAUGGGAAGCUUCUGCGCAGCAGAGUACUUCCCAUACGUGGGAUGGAUUGUUGACAGACUCUCUGGUUUACAAGAGAGGCGCGAAAAGGUAUUUCGGGAUAUGGAUACUUUCUUCCAAAGCGUGAUUGAUGAUCACCUGAGUCCUGGGAGAACAAAACAGCAGCACGACGAUAUCAUCGAUGUGCUGCUGAAAAUAGUGAAAGAGCAAGAGGGGUUUGGAGCUGCUCAUCUAACCGAAGAGAAUAUCAAGGCAGUUCUCUUGAAUAUUUUUUUAGGUGGGGUAGAUACUGCUGCGCUAACCAUGGUGUGGGCAAUGGCGGAGCUAGCCAAGAGACCGAGCUUGAUGAAGAAAGCACAGGAUGAAGUUAGAAACUGCGUUGGAAACAAAGGAAAAGUCACUGAUGGUGACACUGAUCAGCUCCAUUAUCUCAAAAUGAUAAUUAAGGAGACUUUCAGAUUGCAUCCUCCGGCUCCACUGCUUCUUGCUAGAGAAAGCAUAUCUCACUUCGAGGUCAAUGGCUAUGACAUCUACCCGAAGACCAUGAUCCAAGUGAAUGCUUGGGCUAUCGGACGAGACCCCGAGUCCUGGAAGGAUCCCGAGGAAUUCAUCCCGGAGAGGUUUAUGGAUAGUCCCAUCGAUGUCAAAGGGCAACAUUUCGAGCUGUUGCCAUUUGGUUCUGGCAGAAGGGUGUGUCCAGCUAUAUAUAUGGGAACAACAACAGUGGAGCUUGGCCUUGCGAAUCUCUUGUACAGCUUUGACUGGAAAUUGCCUAAUGGAAUGAAGGAGGAAGAUAUCGACAUGGAAGAGUCAGCUGGUCUUUCCCUUACCAUCUCCAAGAGAACUCCACUCAAACUUGUCCCAGAGAAGCACUUCUAG